AGGGGGGGAGGCCUGGCUGUAGUGUUAGCGAACUACUGAGGGGAAUGGACAACGUUUAAUGCUAACCUGCAAGACGGUGAGUUUGGUGGACUUCAGCUUUGGCAUGGACUGGUGACCGUAAUACGUUUGUAAUGUCGGCGCGUCUGAGCUUUCACACUGCUGUCGACAAACUGGAGAAACAUAUCCAAGAAAUGGACGACGGCAGCUACAUCGAGUUUGAUGUGCCGGAGUUCAGUAACACUGUUCUGACCCAACUCAAUGAGUUGCGGCUGCAGGGGAAGCUGUGUGACAUCAUUGUUCACAUUCAGGGCCAACCAUUUCGAGCCCACAAGGCCGUGCUGGCAGCAAGUUCACCCUACUUUCGUGACCACUCAGCUCUCAGCACCAUGAGUGGCCUUUCCAUUUCAGUCAUCAAAAGCCCUGAAGUGUUUGAGCAGCUUCUUGCUUUUUGCUACACAGGUCACAUGUCCCUGCAACUCAAGGAUAUUAUCAGUUUCCUCACUGCUGCCAGCUUUCUACAAAUGCAGGCAAUCAUUGAUAAGUGCACCCAAAUCCUGGAAAGCAUCCAUUCCAAGAUCAGCCUCCCAGUUAGUGUCUGCAGCCCAGAGAAGGACAGCUUGCAGACCAGCCGCAAUGGAGUCAAUGACAGCAACCUCUUUAUAAACCCUACCCAGAUCUCCCCCCCUUACUACUCCCGGCAAAACCAGGCAGGCCAUGAAGCACGUUUAGAGCUGGCAGGAAAAGCCCUGGGCCGGGCGCGACAGCAACAGGAGGAAGGCCAGUCGGACCGUGGCAGUAGUGACAGUGUGUCAGAGCAUGAUGCCCCCAUAGAGGGAGAAACGGAGCAAGUGGAACUGAUUGGCAAAGAUGGGCAAGUAACAGAUGUGCAUGUGAAGAUAGAAAAGACCGACCGACCCACUUACUCAGAUAGCUCCUCAGCUGGUGAUGAUGGCUACCACACAGAGUUGGUAGAUGGAGAGCAGGUAUUGGCUGUUAGUGUGGGUUCUUACGGUCCAGUUAUCCAGUCUGCUACCUAUUCUUACUCAGGGCUGUCCUCCCCGUGCUUUGUCAACCUUAGCAGCUCCAGUCCUUCUCGCUCCAUGUUAAGUGGCUUCAGAGGUGGUCGAGCCAGGGCAAAGCGCCCACUAGCCAUCCCGGCAGGGGUGCUGAGUCAUAUCAAACCAGGCUCAGAAGAUGGCGAGUCAGUUGUGGGACCCACAGGGCUGGAGAAUGAUGUGCGAGAGCGUAGCCUGCGGAGCCAGUGGUACCCCUACAAUGAGAGACUCAUUUGCAUCUACUGUGGAAAGACCUUCAAUCAGAAAGGGAGCCUGGACCGCCACAUGCGCCUGCACAUGGGAAUCACCCCAUUUGUUUGUAAAUUUUGUGGCAAGAAGUACACAAGGAAAGACCAGCUGGAGUACCACAUCCGUGGCCACACGGACAACAAGCCCUUCCACUGUCAGAUCUGUGGCAAAUGCUUCCCAUUUCAGGGCACCCUUAACCAGCACCUGAGGAAGAAGCACAUGGGAGCAUCAGAGGGCAACAAUCACAUGGACUCUCCAGAGAGGACGGAAGCAAGCUCAGGUCAGAAGGACCAAGAGGAUACGUCUGAGGGCAUGGCCUUUGAGGCACAAUAUGCAGAAGAGGCACCAGCCAAUGAUAUGGAGGAGAGUUCAAAAUGCAGUCCAGAGGAGGCUCAAGCAUCGAGAUGUGAUUUUUAGGUCCUGCUUCAGGUUAAGGAAGCUUUAAGAAAUGUUUAUUUCAACUCAUUUUAAAGGACUCUCUUCUUUUUGAAUUAGCUCCCUCUACUAAGUACAUUUCUUGUGUCAAGGGUUUCUGUCAAUUUUGUGAAAGUUAAAUGCUAAAUGCAGAAAGAAAAUGGGUGCUUUAUAGAAAUUUGAUUCUUUCGAGCAAAGGGAGUAACAACUUACUAUUUUUGAGAGGGUCCCAAUAAUCAAGACCCCCUUAUUGAUUUCUCUUUUUAUCUUUCCAUGUUUUUUAAAACAUAUUUACAGAGUUAUAUAGGCAUGUUGCAAUAAUUGAUAAUGUGAAAGCUCUGAUAAGAUGCUUGUCAUAUCACCUUUUUACCUGACCUGUUUUUGCACAUGUGGCCACAGGAGGUCACUUACUCACAAGGAAUGAUUUUUCUGCCAGUGCAAAGCUUCGUGUGACAUAUCCGUUCAAUACCUCAUGAUGCAACUACAUACUCAUAACAGACAGUAUUUUAACUUAAAUGAAACUCACCAGGUUCUACCUCAUAGCCAAGAACCUACCAGGCACAGAUGUGUUCACCGUUUAUAAUCCGUUUUAGGUUAUAUGUACAGUAUCUUAUUGCCAAACCCUGUAAAGAAUAUUCUUUCAACACAAAGCCUUGAUACUUAGGGGAAAUAUUCCUUGCUGAUUGUAUGGACUAGGGACAAAGUCCUUGUCAAAUGUUUCGUGGUCAGCCAGGCUAAAAUGAUGAUUAAGAAGGUGCUAUGUUAGGAGUGCAUUAAAUUUGCUCGCUUACUUGUGUGCUUUUGGCAGUUGUGGAGAAUAGAGUAAGAGAAUGGCCCUGUUAUUUUUCAAGAUACAAUUUUGCUGUCUUGUAAUAUUUGUUCAACAAAACACUUCAGGAUUUUUUUCCCUCAUCACUACUGGAGAUCUCACUCUGUUGGCCUAGGCAUGGUUUUAGAUGCUGCCAUCCAUGUAAUGGGUGAAUUACGUCCAUACAGUGAAGUCAUUUGUAUUCCUCUAUACUCUCAUGGCAGAUUUAUACAGAAUUAUUGUAUAUGUACUUGUUUUGUCCUAAGGUAGGCUUCCAAUUCAAUACUCAGUGUCUAAGUGAGACAGGAGUACUCAUUGUCAACUCAGCACAGCAGGAACAGCUCUGGAUCUGUUCACAUAAAUCACUAUAGUAUACUAGUCUGAACAAUAUGCAAACAGAAAGAACAAAGGAAUCUCAGCCAUUGUGACAUGGUUUUUCUUCCAUUAUUUGAAAGAGCUAUUGGUUUCUUUCCGUUUUUUUCCGUCUUGUCCUACCUUUUCUGAUGGGACAGUUGAUCUGUGAUUAUUGUUUUCUGCAUUGUUUGGGGUCAAAUGCAGACUCGGAACAUGUUUUCCUCAUAUAUCAGUCCUAUUUUAUGGCAUUGUCAUAGAUGGGACAUAGCUAGAUUACAGUUAAGAGGUAAAUGUUUUAUUAGGUGGCUGGUGAUCCAAAGUAUUGAUGCACUUUGCAGAGUUAGUGGGUGGGCUGGAUGUUAUCCCAGCGAUAAAAUGUGCUAAUUUCUGUCUUAAUUCUGAUGCAGCAGCGGCAGUAUCAGAGUAGUACUUGCUUCACAGCAGUGAUUUUUUCUCUGAGUUAAAAAAAAAUUGUUGUGAACUUUGAUGAAACUCUGCAAUCACAUGAAUACUAUUGGCUUCAAGUUAUGCAUAUGGCAACACUGCAUUUUAUCUAUACUAUUUGAAUAUGGGGUGAGGGAUGGGGAGUUGUUAGCUUAUAGAGACUUGGAUUUAUUUCCAUGGUAAUUUUAAAAUCCAUAUCCACACGGUAAAAGGGCACUUAGAAGGCCUGAUUGAUUAUACUGUCAUAAUUUGCAAAUCUAAACCUCAGCUGGGUGGUUCCUUUUGUGCUAUCCUGCUUUCUUACUUGCCAUCCAGCUGUUUAAUGCCUUUUUUGAAAAGCACCUGCUAUAUGCUUUUAGUUUGUCCCAUCUGGUCCAUGCUGAAUUUGUGUCAAUGAAUUGAUUUCUUUUACAGUUUUCAUAUAAUUUUCUACUUUGUGUGCAUAUGGUGGGAGAAUAUUGCGUUUUGUUGCUUAUGUCUAAUGUUACGUCAAGAGUGCAGUCCUUUUUAUUCCUCUGAAUGUGCAGUUGUCAUCUUUACUCAUUGACAGUUAAGAUAGCAAACCAAAAUUUGGGGAAUUUUUGCAAAAAUCGGUAUAGCUAGCUUUUCGUUAUCUUUUGUGUACGAAUUAAUUACCAACACUUUUAGUCAUCAUCACCAACAGUCUGUCAGCCUGUAAAGUACUUUUAGAUGAAUGUUUUUUGACAAAGUCAAGUUUAUUUCUCUAAGCAGCUGACUUGUGCUGUUUUGUCAGCUGAUCUGACCUCACCAAAAUCAGUUUCUGACUAAUUUGAACCUCACUAUAAUGAUUUUUGCCCUUCAUUUUGAAAAAAAAAAAAAAAAAAGAGGAGGCCACACAUGCCCUCUUGAAAUAUUGUCAGUGAUGUUUUGUGAAUACUGGGUACAAACUCCUAAAAUAAUUUUGUGCCAAGAGACCACACCAAAGACUAAUGGGUGAUUUGUAAAGGUAAAUUCUGACUGUAUUGCGUAAUUGAAUGCUCAUUAAGAAGAAUAGGUUCCUAAUUUAGUGUAGGGCUAGUUUAUUGCUAUUUACAAGGAAUGGAUGUUUCCCAGCUUAUAACAAUCACUUGUGUAAAAUUUGAACAAUUUGCUAAGAAGACAUUAGGUAGCAAAGUCAUUAGCGACAGCAUAUAUUAAGCCAUACAAAAGCUGACCAUUUAAAAGUUGUGCAAUGGGUAUCGUAAUUGUUAAAAGCCAAUGUAAACAAAAGAGAGAAUACUUCACAAAAAGUGGCAUCUUGAACUUAGUGCCUUGCCACAAGCUUUAUAUUUUAGGUUCUGGCACUUAGAUCACUGUGCCUCCUUUCAUUUUAAAAUAAAUUAAAUAGAUUCUAAUAAAAUAUGGCCACAUCAUUUAUUGUAAAGUUGUGCCAAGAAUGAAUAGAAAUUAAUUCACGUCAUUCUUGUCCAUUUUGUAGUAUUCGCAGCUCAAGUCCUGCCCCUAAUUUUUUUUCACUUGUAAUCAUUUGAUUUGUUGUUUUUUGUCACGGGAUGGGCAACUGAUUGUAAGGUGUAACUGAUUUUGUAGCAACUGAUUACAAUCAAAUGAGGCAGACUGGUUCCCUGCAAGCAGUUGCCCCAUAUUCAGAGACUAUACUGUAUCCCUCCUCUCACGAUUGAGGACAAUCUAAGCAAUGUACUGUAGUUUAGGCAUUUCAGUGAAGGAGGGAGAUGCAUGAGAAACACAAAUCUACUUCCUUUUUGUUCUCUUGGAACAACUGGCAGGGAAACAGCUGCCUGGAAUUUUAGCAGAUAAUAAACAGAAUACUUGUGCAGUAGAAAAGCUUACCCUCAAAUACUGUAGCUUAAUUGCACAUUGCUCAACCACAAAAUUGUAUGAAAUUGCCAAUGGAUAAUUUUUUAACUUGAGUUUUCUUGUAUUUGUGUCAUUGAUUGUGCACUUACAGUUUUUUUUUGUUUUGUUUUGUUUUUUUUUGUUUAAAGUAUGUACCAGUUCCAUCCGGGAAGUCUAGUUUAUCUCUGUAGUUACCUGCAAGGGACUCAGCUAUAAUGGCCUCAAUCAGUUUGGUAGGGACCUUUUCCCCUUAAAUGGUGCUUUUAGACUAGUCAGGUUUUUUUGUUUUUUUGUUGUUUUUUUUUUCUCCUCAAAUGAGUAAACAAAGUCCAUGUAUUCAUUAUAGACGAAUGGAGGGAAAAUUGUUUAAAUGCUUUUCAUGAACUAUAGUUACUUAUGUGAUAGUACACACCUACAGAACCAACUGAACUUGAGACACACACACACUUACACUCAAAUCAAUUCUUUGUCAGCUCCUACUUUCACUCCUCUGAGAGGAACAGGAGAUGCAUUUUGGGCCACAAGUAAUCAAAAGGAAGUGUUUACAAGGAAGGCUGUCAGACUACUUUUUGAAAUUGCAGCUCGUCCUAUUCCUUUUAUAAUAAACUCACUUCAGGUAGUUUACGAACACUGAUAAGGCUUAGAAAAAAAUCGUAAGUCUUCCAUAGCAUUUCUGUCAGUUUCUGUCCACUGUGUAUUAUUAAAAAAAAAAAAAAGCAAUAACCUUUUUAAAAGUGUAAGGGGUGUAUUGGGAUCAUGAAGCCUAUUGAAAUAUUGGCCUGUCAUAUAUCAAACAAACUGAAUGUCAGGGAGCUGUUGAAUUGAAGUAGGACCAGGACAAUUUGAUAUUGAUUUUAUUUUUUAUAUGUUUUCUGAAACUUUGGACAGGUUGACUUCCUCUUUAAAAAAAAAUAUAUAUAAAAGUGAAAAAGUGGUGUUGCUUGCUGAUGUUCUAAAAUGCUCAUCGAAAAUCCAGUGGUAGUAAACUGCAACACAAGAACUGAGCGCGUGGUUCAGUCAUCAAACUCAGUGGCACUGUUCAGAGUUGCACCUCCAGCUGAGUCAAAUAAUGAAAGGGAUUUUGGGCUGUAUAGCCACUGUUUUGGGAGCAGGCUAUCUGUUGGCAUGUCGAGGUUCAGUGAUCUCCCGUGGCUCCUCAUGCACCGAGACUGUAGUUGUAGUUGUUCAGGAACAGAGGGGAAGUUUUCAGUCUAGAUAUUGUUCCUUUUCCUUUUUUAACUCCCUAAACUCUGCACUAUGUUGUCUCUGGCUCAUAUGUAUUUGGUGACAAGGCAAAAAAACAACAACAUGAAAACCUUAGAACUCAGGGUAUAUAGUGUUAAAAGUGGUCUCAUUGGACAUACAACCUAUGUCCAUAGUAUAAUUGUGCACUUCUCUUCAGGUGGGGAAACAAGUCCUCAGUCAGUGGUUCCCAAACAUUCUGCCUCAAGGUCUCAAUGAGCCCAUAUUUUAAACCGAGCUGAAGCUUGAGGCGCACCGGAGACCAUGAACUGAACCAUGAUAGCAGAAAUAGUCCCUGCUCCUGUUUUGUCCACUCUACACACAACCUCACAACCCAACUGUGAACCUCAGAACUCUACUGUUUUGUACAACUAUGAAGUAAAUGAAGCUAGCUAGAGCUGAUGUUGUAUCUAUUGCCAUUUAUGAAUUUAUUUUAUAGCAUGAAAUAAAAUAUAUUUAUUCAAAUUAUAUAUUUUACUCAUAAUCAUUCUGUGCUGCUUCAUUUUGGUUCUUAAGCUUGUAAAUUGCUUUUUUAUUAUAUAAAAAAUGUCAAUAGAAUAAUGCGUUUGUAAAAUAAAGACGCUGAUUUGGCUCA
Molecule: messenger RNA, 6976 nt
Organism: Stegastes partitus (bicolor damselfish)
Lineage: Eukaryota; Metazoa; Chordata; Actinopteri; Pomacentridae
Gene: zbtb34
Product: zinc finger and BTB domain containing 34
Exons: 2
Coding region: 132-1721 (529 amino acids)
Biological process (GO): regulation of transcription by RNA polymerase II
Molecular function (GO): RNA polymerase II cis-regulatory region sequence-specific DNA binding; DNA-binding transcription factor activity, RNA polymerase II-specific; protein binding
Source: RefSeq, a predicted model, not a curated record